ACGAAGUCGACUGAAUCGAUUUUCUCUGCAAAGGUCGCCGCUCCGUCCACUGCUGCGCCUUCUCUCCAAGACGCACGGAACCUGGAGCCCCAGCGACGCCGGUAGACAAGCGUCGAGCGCGCGGCGAAAAGUUCUCCGCGAUGGAUUCAGGCUGGUGCUCGAGGCUGAAGAAUGCGGACUAACGAAGAAACGAAACAAAGCCGAACAGAGCCUUUCGUCGGAGGAGGGGAUGUCAGGGAUUUAUCGACGGAAUGCAACUCAGUGCGACAGCUUAGAGCCGCUGGGUCCUCAGAGUCUUGCUGUGUGCCUAGGGGUACGGGCUGUCGAGGUGACUCACCAUCGUUUGAAGGACGCCAAAAACAGAGUCAAAACGCGGAGGAAAGGGAGCACCGGAGAAGUGACUUCGAAGUGAAGCUCCCUCCAAGAAAGCGAAAAGAAGACACCAAGGAGGUCGAAGAGAAGCGGAACAACGCGGACGCCUCAGGCUGCCAGAGUCGUUCAAAGACUUUCUCUUGCCUCGAACCUUCUUUCCAGAGUGUCCUCAAAAUGAAGGCGCCCCUCCGAGUCGCCACAGCUGUCCCCUCUCUCCUCGCUCUCUCCAGCGUAAUUUCUCUGCAGCGUCUCCUUGUGUUCUCGCUGCCUCUCGAGUCUGUUGAGUCCUCGCCGGCUUCCUCUCCCUUUGAUCCCUUUUCCCCCUUCGCGGCUCCAGUGUCUCCUCACUCUGCCGAGCCUCACCCGUUUGCUUCCUCGCCGUUCGCCGCGGCUUCUCCUGCCGUCCUCUCUUCUCAGACCUUGGCCUCCGCGGAAACGCCGGCGUCGUCUGCGGGAGCGCCUAUCCCGGCGGGGGCUUCUCACCUUGCCUCUCGCGCAGCCGCGGCCGAGGAGGCGCGGGAUGGACUCUCUCGACGCGCCUCGCAGGUUGUCUCUCUGCUCCAGAGCAUCCCGCUGGAGGUGACCGUGAUCGAGAACAAAGGAGGCACUGGAGAGCUCCUUGUGCACUCCGUCAAGCCUCACACCCCGCCGCCUCACACUCCCCCUCCAAGCUUGUCUGCGUCUGCAGGCGAAGCAGCUGUGGCGGAUCUCGACGCAGUUGCCCCCACAUCGCCGGCUGCAGACAACGCGGCGCUGCAACGCUUGCUGUCGGAAGAAGACGCAGAAGACAAGACCGCUGACAGUGAUGCAAAGUCGAAGAGCUCGCGAGGCAGCGGCGGCGUCUUCGGCAGAGGUCUGCGAUGGCUGAAGAAGAAAGUCACUAGGCUCUUCAUGCGAUUCUUCAACCCCACAACUCUCAGCAAAAAGGGUGCCGAGGCGAGAGUCAUCGACAACUAUCUGAAGGACGCUGCUCAUAUAGACGCUGAGCUGAAGUGCGUGGAGAUUCGAGACGAGAAGUCUAUGAGAAAGGAGUUCCAGUCCUUCUGCAAGAAGUUCCGCAAGUGGCCGAAGUUGCAGGCACUGUGUACGUCAUUUUCCGAGUAUAUCCAGGGCAAACUGGCUGACAAGCACCAAUGCAAAGGCCUCGACUUUCGACAGUGCAUGGAGGUCAUUGAUAUUCCUCUCUUGCAGCCUUUGUACAUGCAGACGCAGGAAGUGACAGUCCACCGCAUGAAAGGCGAGGUUCUGCGGAGCGGGGGCGAGGUCACCAGCCCAAAGAGACGACGGUCUUUUUCUCGAAUUGAAGUGAAUCCACACGGUCCUGCAUCCGCUCCCUCUGCCGAAUUCGUGCUCGGCGUCCCGAAGCCAGCCACCGACUACGCCAAGCACCUCCUCUCAAACGAGAAAGGCGCUUCAGGAAGCUACCAGGGUCCGUCGUGUCUGUUUCUUGAGGAGGUCGACAGGAACUCGAAGGCGGAGGCACACGCGCAGCACCGCGCGAACCAGAAGGGAAGGAAAGACCGCGUCCACCACCUGAUCGACCUGUACAAGAUUGUUCACCUUGCAGAGCUGGGGACGCCAGUGGCUUUGGAUGGAAUGUUUCUCACCUUGUUGACGCAUAGUUGGAAAACAAAACAUUGCCCGAACGAGGUGCGGAAGCUGCGUCGCCAGAAGCGGCUCUUGAAGCAGGAUGGAGGCCCGCCAGUCAAAGUGACGGGCGGCGACAUUUUUAAUCGAGCGUUGCUUCUCGCAGUGAUAAAGUCUGCGAUCCCGACCCCCGCGGAGUGCCUGGAGUCUCAAACACCGUCCAGAAACUGCCUCGCCAUGAUUUACGGCAUCAACUUGGAGCGGCCGUGGAGAACACUGCUGAAACUCGCGGCCGAGAACAACAAGGAAGCAGCUCUGAAGCUGAUCGACGAACUCCCGCAGACGCUGCAGGGCAAAAUUCCUUCUCCCGCCGACCUCGAAAGAGUCCGGAGUCGUCUUACUGAACAAGCUCAACAGGUCUUCUCUCUAGCCAGUGGUUCGGGGCGCGCAGGCCGAAAGGUGAUGAACGUGCUCGCAAAAUGGAAAUGGUUGCUGAAGAUGAUGACGAAGUUGGUGGUGUUUCUGAGCAACUUGCAGAAGGGUGGGUCGGACAAGAGGUCAGUCGCGGCGGAGGUCGGCAAGCGCCUGGCGGCAAAGGGAGGAGACUCCGCGGCCAGUCAUUUAGUCACCGACGGGAUGCUGCUGGAGAUGGCCUCUCGAUCGGGAGCGAACAUGAAGUGUGUCACGGCUUUGCCGGGGUACGGACGUUUUGUCGAGAACGUUUUUAGGGGCGUCGCGAGCGCAGAGCUCCGGCAGUCGAGGCAGUCUCGCGGUUCGAAAAGCCGAAACGCGCAUUCCUUCGUCAGUUUGGGAGACGAACGCGACACGCAGCAAAGCGUGUGGCCGCGAGACUCUCGGGAUAACACUGACUUGCCGCAGGCCGACAAGCGGGUCCUAGCUUUGCCUGGAGGCGAUGCGACUGCUUUGUCCUUUUUGGGGGACGAGGACGAGUCGGACUCUCCGCAGGUCGAGAGUCCGAAGCAGACGAGAAAAACGUCCAGGCACAGAAAGAUUUCCUACGUCGUGAUAGCGCUGUGCGUCUUCCUCUUCAUUCAAGCAGUCAUAGCGACACCCACCGGCGUAGCGAUCUUCAUCGGUGUGCUUCUCAGUGUCGUGUCUGUAGUGGUAUACUUUUUGCCGGAUAUCAUCAAGCUGGUGCGAAAUCGGAGUACUGGAGGCGGCGGAGAGGAAGAAGAUGAGUUGCUUUCCGGCGGAGACGGAGGCGGGGAUGGCGACGAAACGGACGACGGCGGUGGGGACGGUGAUGACGGCAACUUUUAACGCGGGAAGAAACGCUUGCCGAAGUCGGGUCCGAAAAUGGUCAGAACGAGUCGAAGUAGAAACCGCAAACAAUGCCACUCGAGCAGCCCGCACCUCUCCAAAGAGAGAAGCCGCUGUCAUCGCAGUCCGGCUACUAAUCAAAGCGCAGGCGCUCUUUCGGCUGGUUUCGAACUCUUGCAGCAACAUGUGGAGCGAGACACCACUUUUUACGGGGGUCGGGAGGCCACAAUGGACGGGGGCAAGUCUUUCGUGUGGGACGUAGAAAAAGUCGGAGAAAGUUUCUGUGACGUUUCCGCCGCUAGUUUUCAAGGCCCAUCCACAGGCGAACUUCAUCGCACAUCUUCGUCGACGCCUCGAGCAGUUCAUUUCUAAUAGGCAUUGGGAAAGUUUAUCGUCUCUGUGGACAGCGCCGUGUGGCGGCGUUUUCCCAUUUGGCAAUACCACGGAGUGCACGUUGUCUUCGUACGAGAGUGGCAUCGUGCAGAUGAACACGAGCAUACGUGUAAUGAUGUGUAACUGAUGGUUCUUUGUCGAUCUCAUCACCCACACAUCCCUCUUGGAACAGCGAAUGCUUGUUCUUAGCUAAACUCCCCGUGGCACCUGCUGCUAGAAAAAACGCUCAGUGGUACCGGUCAGGUCUCGCGUCUCGAAGGAACUCGCACUGGCAGAAUGCUAACGGAUCGUGGAGAAUUGAUUAGGUGAACUGUUGUGAGAGUAGGAAACAAUCAAAUACGUGCAUGGGUCGGUCACUUCUGAGAUCGAGAUCUACCUGGACACUGCCUAACGGGCAACGAAACAGAGCCGGAAUGGAGGAAAACCAAGCUUCACACACGACUGGCUACUUCCCGUUGGCGCAACAUCUGGAC
Toxoplasma gondii ME49 is the source of this 4106-nucleotide messenger RNA. RefSeq lists its product as hypothetical. The transcript is spliced from 7 exons. Bases 172 to 3240 code for a protein of 1022 amino acids. The record is from RefSeq and is a predicted model, not a curated record. Lineage: Eukaryota; Apicomplexa; Conoidasida; Eucoccidiorida; Sarcocystidae.